UGUCCUACGCGCGUAUUGACUCCCCUUUGGUCAUUCGCUGGCAUCGUGCCGGCCAGAUAGACCAUUCAAGGAGUAGCGGCAAGUUGCUUCACUCAGACCACUCUCUAUUUUUUUUAAAAAUAUUUUGGCCGUUAAAUUGAAUACAAAACUUUUUAAAGACAAUUAUAGUUUCCAUCAACUUUGGGUCACAUUCAUGUUUUGUUUUGGAAGGAAAAAGAACAAAGACACAGGAAAUAAUUUGAUCUGUAUUUAGAGUUUAGUUUUAUUUCAAGACAAAACACAUCGAGUUAGCAUCAAGGCAACAUUAAUUAGAAAUCAGGUCAACAUAGAGUCAACAUCGAGUCAACAUCAAGUCAAUUUGUCAACCUUUUACCACCUGUCAAAUCUGUUCACAUUUGGACAUAAGUCAUUGAGCAGAGAUCCGGAUAAUUGCAGAGACUCAUUGACUUAGCUCUGAACUGAGUAGCAGACAGAUUAUCAAGAAAUUAACUUUUUGACUGACUAAUGUUACUUCAACAUUAGAGAGCAGCAUCGUAUCUACGCAAGCUCUACUUUUGAUCCACCAUUCAGUCAACAGAAGUUCAACUAUGUUCACAAAACUCCAGUCUCAGUUACAGAUACGAGGACUAUUCUUGCUCUUCCUGGUCACUCUGAUGGCGUUUCACGGGGUCCUUGCAAGGGCCACCAACGGCUUAGAGUGCAACCCCAAUCAGGUGAAGAUGUCCUGCAUCAUGGGAUGCUUCUCAUGCUUCGACACUUAUGGCGUGGACAUCUAUAACAUGGCCGCGUGCUGCAGGGACUGCCGCCUGACAGACGCAGACAUCAUCGACGAAGGGCCGUCCAAGUGCUCCACCCAGUACAUCCGAAGCAGCUGGCUCAAGAGGCUAGGAUGACGCAGGCGCGUAAACAUGCGUCGUUUUUGAUCGGCAUGUUUUUCACAAAAUAUAAAUUAUAACAAAAACCUUUUUUUUUUUCAAAGUA
Molecule: messenger RNA, 981 nt
Organism: Biomphalaria glabrata
Lineage: Eukaryota; Metazoa; Mollusca; Gastropoda; Planorbidae
Exons: 3
Coding region: 588-893 (101 amino acids)
Source: RefSeq, a predicted model, not a curated record